This is a messenger RNA of Anoplophora glabripennis (Asian longhorned beetle), 783 nucleotides long. RefSeq names its product putative E3 ubiquitin-protein ligase SINA-like 9. The record is from RefSeq and is a predicted model, not a curated record. Gene Ontology annotation, cellular component: cytoplasm. Gene Ontology annotation, biological process: proteasome-mediated ubiquitin-dependent protein catabolic process; multicellular organism development. Lineage: Eukaryota; Metazoa; Arthropoda; Insecta; Coleoptera; Cerambycidae. Gene Ontology annotation, molecular function: ubiquitin protein ligase activity; zinc ion binding; ubiquitin conjugating enzyme binding. The transcript has a single exon. Bases 1 to 783 code for a protein of 260 amino acids.
AUGGAGAAGCAACUAGCAACUUUACUCAACGAAGAGUUCCUAUCGGAAUUCGAGUGCCCCAUCUGCACCAAGUACAUACUGCCGCCGAUCCGCCAAUGCCGCAGCGGCCACUGCUUCUGCCAGGACUGCUUCGACAAGAUCCCGAGAUGCGCCCUUUGCAGGGCCCCGAAAUCAGAAAACCGCUCCAUCACUUUGGAGAAGGUGCAGACCUGUCUCACGUUCCCGUGCCUUUACGUGGAAGAAGGGUGUGACUUCCAAGCCCCGUGCAAGGAAAUAACGCUCCACCAGAAGCACUGUAAGUUCUCCGUGGUCCCUUGUGCCCUCAGGUUCAACGGCUGUCGGUGGCAAGGGGACAAAUCCGAAAUGAUAGCUCACUGCAGGACCCAUCAUCGAUACAACAUUUUCUUCACCACCAGGCAGAAGUUCCGAUCGUCUAGGUUUAGAAACCGCAUCGACAGGAUUUAUUAUAUAGUGUUCUACGUGUUCAACAAUCUUUUUAGAUGCACCUGGGAUCUGGACAGUGAGACUGGUUUGAUGCGUUUUGCGGUUUACUGUCUAGGUAAGCCCCUGGGGAAGGAUAGGUUCGGAUUUGAGAUGUCCUAUUUGCAGCGGGACGGCAACACGAAGGUGGUUACCGUGAUAGCGCCCUGCUACCCGUUGGAGGAUGACAGCGAGAUGUUCUUGAAAGGUAGACAUUUUGUUAUGCACCACGAACUAGUGAAAAGACAUUGUGAUGAAGACGGCACCCUGAAUUAUUCGGUAAAUAUUUUUAAGAGAAAAUAA